AUGGCCCAGAUGCUGGUGGCCCUGCAGGCAGUCCAUCUGACUAAGACUGGUGAGGUCAGCCACCCAGCAGACGCCCUGGAUGAGAUGCGCGAGCGCUUCCUGCUGUAUGGGGUGCGCGCCCCCUUUAGCUGGAUCACACGGCUGCGCACAUACAGGAAGAAGAUCCAGAACAGCACCACUAGCCUGGGCUAUAUCUACUGGAGUGAUGAUGAGCAGACCCUCAGCUAUAAAGACCUGCGGCUCAGCAUGCAGGGGCUACGCCAGUUCAUUGCCAGCCAGGUGCAGCUAGCCCAGGCAGACCUUGCACGGCUCUUCCUACUCCAUGAGGAGGAGGUGUGGGAGGAGGUAGUACCCCAGCUGGUGCUGCACAAGCUGCAGGAUGAUCCCACUAACAACCAGCAGGGCUGGAACUUCCUGCGGGACCAGCGUACCCGGGCAGCCCUGCCUACCACAGGGGAGUGGUGGCUGCUAGACUGCAUUGGCCAGCAGGACCAGGUGCUGUGGCAGGAAGGUGUAGUGAACCACUACCUACAGCAGGCCAAAGCAUUCCUAGAGCACCUACUUCUAUUAGUCUAUAUCACUGGGGGGCAGCCAGGCCGGGCCACAGAGCUACUCAGCCUGCGCCAUAGUAAUACCCUGCAUGGCCGCCACCACAAUGUAUUCAUUGAGCAUGGGCUCGUGAGCACGGUCACUAUGUACCAUAAGGGGUAUUCCAUUGAUAACACCACGAAGAUCAUCCACCGGUAUCUGCCGAAGGCUGUCAGUGAGCUAGUGGUCUACUAUCUGUGGCUAAUCCUGCCCUUCUGCCAGGCACUGCAGAAGCUGGUCCAUGGGCAGAAGGGCCCAGCAUCCGCCUUCCUAUGGCCUGUGGGGGAUGGGAGCUGGGAUAGUAGCCAGCUGCGCAAGGUCCUCCAGCGUAAGGCACAGACCCAUCUACAGACCAAGAUGAAUAUCCUGUCCUACCAGCACGCAGCUAUCGCCAUCUCCCGUGUACACCUGAAAUGCGGGGGGUUCAAGCGGGACUAUGGGGCAGAUGAUGCGGCCUUUAAUGAGCAGGCUAGCCAUGGGUCCUGGAUCGCAGGCACAGUGUAUGCGCGGGGGCUACAGGAGGCACCAGGCCAUGUAGAGGCACGGCGGCGCCAAUACCGGGCCAUCAGUCGCGAAUGGCAUGGGUUCCUAGGCUUUGAAACCUACCUAGGGCCCCGCAAGCGGCCUGCAGGGGGUGAUCCUGAGGUAGGGUGGUCAAAGAGGCAAUGUAUCAUGGUGGAGAUGGACUAUGAUUAG
Molecule: messenger RNA, 1284 nt
Organism: Aspergillus fischeri NRRL 181
Lineage: Eukaryota; Fungi; Ascomycota; Eurotiomycetes; Eurotiales; Aspergillaceae
Product: putative telomere-associated RecQ helicase
Exons: 2
Coding region: 1-1284 (427 amino acids)
Source: RefSeq, a predicted model, not a curated record